CAAGCGUAGGAGUAUCAGUGCGUACUUCAGCCACCUCAAGAUGUUCGGGGGUCGUAAGGAGAUGGACUUACUGAAGAAAGAACUGGAAGAAGAGCUGAAGCUCGGCACCAGCGAUCUGAGGAGCCAUGCGUGGUACCACGGGCUGCUGAGUCGGGAGGCUGCAGAGUCUCUGUUUGAGCGAGACGGAGACUUCCUGGUCAGAGAAUCAAAGUCUGCUCCUGGUGACUACGUUCUGAGCUGCUUUUGGAAGAACUGUCCAAUGCACUUUAAGAUCAUAAAAGUGGUGCUUCGUCCUAAAAAGGGGUACUCCAGGGAACUGUUCCAGUUUGAAGAAGAUCGCUUUGACAGCAUCCCGGCGCUGAUCCAGUUCUACGUGGGUGGCCGUCGACCCAUCUCCAAGGCAUCGGGUGCCGUUAUCUUUAAUCCGAUCACCCGGACCCUUCCUCUGCGUGUCAUCGCCGAGCGACCCGCAGAGCUGAAAAAUGGCAGCCGAGGCGGAGCGGAGAAAAAGCAGAUCAGGCACAGCAUCAGACGCAGCUUCAGCUCGUCACAGAAAGACACCCUGCAGGUCAUCAAUCCACUGCUAAGGAGUGGAAGUCAGCCUAACUUGGAGAAUGUCGAGAGGAGGCCUUCACUUCAGUCUGCGCAGUCUGACAGCAACUUACAAACCGGUGUUCCACAAAACCCUCAGUCUGAGAACACGAUCCCUGACCCCAUCUCCCCAGUGUUUCGCACCGGCAGUGAACCCCUGCUGAGCCCACAACCACGUCACGCACGGACCCUACAUCCAGGUGGUGGUGUAACACUGCGAGGGUCAGAUGGCCAGCUGCACCCCAGAGCUCCUCCUAAACCUCUCAGGGUCUCGACGGUUUUCUCCAGCGCCAUUCCUCCCCCUCCCUCAGACCCAGACGUAGAUCCCUCGUCUUUUUACGGUGAACUGGUCAUACAGGUACCACAGUCCCGGCAGAAAGGCCACGUGGACCGACUGCGUGCAGAGGAGAAGUGGCAGAGCCGUGCACGGAUCACAGAAACGUCUUUUGGGUUUUUGGAGGCCCACAAACAUAAAACACUGGCAGGAGGAGAAGUGGAGGACUGGCAUUUUAAACGACCUCAUAUCGAGACAACGUCAUGCUUCCAGUUGGACCAGUUUAAUUCGCUGCUCUUGCCAGACAACAACCGACCUCUGGAGUCCAGCGUUCUGCUCGCAGUCAAAGAGCUUUUCAGCCGUUCAGAUCCCAACACCUUGGCUUUGCACAUGCUCAGCGUGGACUGCCAGGUUGCACGAGUUGUCGGGGUGACUGAUGAGCAGAGGGGGAUUAUGGGAGUAAAUUCGGGGCUGGAGCUGGUCACUCUCCCACAUGGACACCAGUUACGACAGGAUUUGCUGGAGAGGCAUCACCUAAUAUCCCUGGGAGUGGCAGUAGACCUCCUGGGCUGCACGGGGACGUUGAGUCAGAGAGCAACUCUUCUGCACAAAAUCAUCCUGUUGGCUCAGGCUCUUAAAGAACACACCCACAACCUGUACUCCUUCUCAGCCGUCAUGAAGGCUCUGGAGAUGCCUCAGAUAGUGCGCCUGGAGAUGACAUGGCGUGCUCUGAGGAGGAACCACACAGAGAGUGCUGUUUUAUUUGAGAAGAAACUCAAACCCUUUAUGAACUCUUUGAAUGAGGGAGAUGAUUCUGUCAUCCAGGGUCCGAUUUCUGUGCCACACCUGCUUCCUUUAUUAAUGGUGAUGGAGGGUGAGGACCCCGUUGAAAACAGCGACCGGGGCUGUCAGGUGCUCUACGAUGUCCUCCAAUCAGCUCGCAGUGCCGCCUUACACGCCCAGGAUUACCAACAGCAUGCACACUCUCUCCUUACAGAAGGCUGGGAGCCGAUCCCUGAGCUGCUGGAGACUUUCCGGACCGAGUUUGCCCUGCGGCUGUUCUGGGGUCAGCACGGGGCGGUCGCAGAAAAGAAAGAGCGAUACAAGAAGUUUGAGAAGAUUCUCUGCGUCCUGUCAAAUAAACUGGAGCCUGAGGAGAUCACCACACAAAAACUGGACCCUUCAGCCUGAAUCUGCGUCACCAAGUGGACCCUGAUGUCAAAGGUUUUUCCUCACGAGAGGAAAAAGUAAAAAACAAAGACUGAAAGAAACUCUGCAGAUCUUCAGUGCCUUUUUAUAUAAAAAAAACUGUUUACAGAAAAAUCUGAUUUUUUUGUUUUUAUGAGACUGUCGUAUCUGCUUAACUGAAAUGUGUUUGCAGACUUUUUUUUAACUGUGAAAAGCUUUUGAUUUUUUUUGUCCCUUUUACAGGAAAUCUGUUUACAAAAUGUAUAUUUCUUAGAAUCAGCUAGUGUCUGAUCAGUCCAAACCACCGGUCCGGUUUUAAACUCUGAGCUGAACCAAGUCUUUUUAUCACUGGUUUGCUAUUGCACUAUUAAAACAAACCCUUACUUUUAUGUUUGUUUCUAAUAAAUAAUGUCUUUAAAAAGA
Molecule: messenger RNA, 2476 nt
Organism: Austrofundulus limnaeus
Lineage: Eukaryota; Metazoa; Chordata; Actinopteri; Cyprinodontiformes; Rivulidae
Gene: sh2d3a
Product: SH2 domain containing 3A
Biological process (GO): small GTPase-mediated signal transduction; positive regulation of peptidyl-serine phosphorylation
Molecular function (GO): guanyl-nucleotide exchange factor activity; phosphotyrosine residue binding
Source: RefSeq, a predicted model, not a curated record